Centruroides sculpturatus (bark scorpion) is the source of this 655-nucleotide messenger RNA. RefSeq lists its product as uncharacterized. Bases 176 to 622 code for a protein of 148 amino acids. Lineage: Eukaryota; Metazoa; Arthropoda; Arachnida; Scorpiones; Buthidae. The record is from RefSeq and is a predicted model, not a curated record. The transcript has a single exon.
GGAAAUUUUAAAUUCGGUGCAGGACCUAAUCCUCAACCCGCCCAACCAGAAUAAAUUUUCCACGCUAAAGGCUCGUCUCAUUGACGUCUAUUCGGAGAGCGAGACCUCCAAAAUCAGAACGCUUCUUCAAGGGUUGGAACUGGGAGACCAACGUCCAUCCUUCCUAUUAUCACGGAUGCGCGACUUGGCCGGAAACCAUUUUAGCGAAGACCUGCUACAAUCUCUCUGGCUGUCGAGACUUCCUCAUAACGUACAGGCCAUUUUAGCCGCAUCUAAGGAAAAACUCCAACAACAGGCCGCCAUGGCCGACAAGAUAAUGGAAUUAGUCUCCCCCGCUCACAUUCAAACGGUCGAACAUGACCUUGCCACUAUCUCCACCUUGAAGAACCAGGUUGCGGAAUUAGCCCAGCAGGUCAAGAACCUCACAUUAUCCAUCAACAACCAACGCCGCUCCUUCACACGUUCUGAUUACCCUCCCAACAACAGGAGGCGCCGCAGCAAAUCGCGGCAGAAUCAACAGCACAGCACCCUCCACAACGGCAUGUGUUACUACCACGCUACCUUCGGGGAGCAGGCGAGAAAAUGCAAAGCCCCUUGCUCCUUCCGACCGUCGGAAAACUGACUAGGCGGGCGCUUACGGCCAGAAGCCUCACCC